UUGCUGCUUGCUCGCUCUGUGGACGGAUGACGCUGCUGAUGAGACUGUCAGCCAUUCGAUCUUCCGACCGCUACCAUCUCUUCCUCAAGCAGACUUUGCAACUUUUCGGUCCACUCGAACAGGACAACUAUGACAUUCGACAGGUUAAUACGGUUCGCUGACGAAACAGGGUCUGUCCGCUAUGGCGAACUGACCGCGGAAUUGGCUGCCAACCAAAUAGUCGGUAUUGAGGUGGACGUUCUCGAAGGCCACCCUUUCGAAGCACUCUCACGCACGGGCGAAAAAGCUACAGUCAAGAAGUUGUUGAGUCCGUUAGAGUCUGUACCUAUAUUCGAGUGCAUUGGUCUGAACUAUCGACAACAUGCUAGUGAAGCAAAGCUCUCAAUCGCGGAGCAUCCGGUUGUUUUCACAAAGCCGGGAGACGCGUUGAAUGGUCCUCUGGACGAUGUCCUUAUCCACAAGGAUAUUCAGACGCAGCUAGAUUAUGAGGGCGAGUUGUGUGUGAUUAUCGGCAAGGACGGAAAGAACAUCAAGGAAGCGGAUGCGUUGGAGUAUGUCUUGGGUUAUGCGAUUGGGAACGAUGUGUCCGCCAGGAACUUCCAAUUGCCGCCCUUUUCCGGUGGACAGUUCGGCUAUGCCAAAUCAUUCGACGGGUUUGCCCCAAUAGGACCAGCUAUUACCUCCAAGAACGUUAUCCCCGAUCCGCAUCAGCUGGAAUAUGUCACCAUUGUGGAUGGGGAGACCAGGCAGAAGACUCCGACCAGUGAUAUGAUAUGGACUGUCCCACAGAUCAUCACCCACCUGAGUCGGAACACUACCCUGCGAAUGGGCACGGUAAUCAUGACCGGCACUCCAUCAGGCGUCGGUCUCUUCAUUCCAAAUGGUUUCCUAAAAGACGGCAGUGUGGUGGAGGUCAAAUGCACGAAGAUUGGCUCAAUUCAGAACAAGAUGGUCUUCGAAUAAGACAGUGACUCGAUCGACGAGUCUCAAGGCCAAGCCGUG
Messenger RNA from Exophiala viscosa, 1002 nucleotides. RefSeq lists its product as uncharacterized. Gene Ontology annotation, molecular function: acetylpyruvate hydrolase activity. The record is from RefSeq and is a predicted model, not a curated record. Bases 130 to 963 code for a protein of 277 amino acids. The transcript is spliced from 3 exons. Lineage: Eukaryota; Fungi; Ascomycota; Eurotiomycetes; Chaetothyriales; Herpotrichiellaceae.